This is a messenger RNA of Colletotrichum lupini, 345 nucleotides long. RefSeq names its product polyketide synthase. The record is from RefSeq and is a predicted model, not a curated record. The transcript has a single exon. NCBI's taxonomy places the organism in Eukaryota, Fungi, Ascomycota, Sordariomycetes, Glomerellales, Glomerellaceae. Gene Ontology annotation, molecular function: phosphopantetheine binding. Bases 1 to 345 code for a protein of 114 amino acids.
AUGAACGCCGCAGGCUCUGGGGAGACCAAGGAGAAUGAUGAGGCCGAGACAUUCAUCUCGCUUGCCAGAUCCGAUCCCGCUACUCUCCGAGACAGCGCGACAGCCGCCAGCCUCGCUCGCUUCAUCAGUGCCAAUCUCAGUCAUCUUAUGCUGAGGCCAAUUGAGGAUUUUCCCCUUACUGAGAAUUUGACCUCGAUUGGUUUGGACUCCAUCAUUUCGAUUGAGUUGGUGGACUGGAUUCAUCAACAGUUCCACAUUGGUUUAACCUCUAUGGAAGUCACUCAGUGUACUUCUCUGAUCCAUCUCGCUGAGAAGAUCAUCGAAGAAGUCAUUGCAUCCGUGUGA